AUGGGAAAUACUCUAGAAUACUCCGUUUUCAUUAUUCAAGAUAUCGAGAAUUCUCCACCAAAAGUUAUCUAUGAAUAUAAUAAAUGCAGUUUUAUCACUAAUCAGCAGAUACAAGAUUAUUUUAGCAUUUCGAAGACAAUUUUUGAGUCUAAUAGUUCAUCAUCCAAUUCAAUGGGUGAGAUAUUACACAUUAGUAUUCAAGAACAAACAUCUAUUAAAAUUCUUCCUUUUUCAAUUGAUCAAAAAUAUUAUGCUCUAUUUUAUUGCACAAAUAUGCCACAAAACGCCGAAUUAGCCCUUUUAGAUAAAGUUUUUGAACAUAAUAUGAUUGAAUUUUACAAAGUAACAUCAAUUCUUUUGAAAAUGGAGUUUAAUCAAUCCGAUUUCCAUAAAAUUGUAGAACAUCAGUUUUCAAUAGUUCAAAAUUUAAUCAAUAAUACGAACAAACACAUUAAAUUCCCCGUUAUUACUCUCGCAAAUCUUAAUAACUUCGUUAAACUUCUUACAUUUCAUUUAACAAAUAAUUUGCAUACUUGUGUAUGCCAAUACAAUGAUCUCGCAUUCCUAUCAAUCUGGUUAGAACCUAGUCAAAGAAUUCGAUCAAGUUUUGAGCAAUUAAACUAUAACUCAGCUCUAUAUGUCCAAUAUUUGAAGAAGAACGAUAGUAAAGUAUCGAAUUAUACUAAUAUUAAGGAAUCACCAUGGGUUGUUGAUGCCUUAACAGAAAUUUCACAAUCCGACUCUUUUCUACAGGAAUAUAUGUGCAUCAGAAAAUUUUUCGAAGCCUUAAAGAUCACAUCUGCUCUUGUUGCAAUGAUUUCUGAAAUUUUGAGAAAUUGUGGUUCAGAUAUUCUUAAUAGUCAACAAAUUGAUGAAAUAUGUUCGAUACUAGGCUUAAAGUCGCCAAUUGACAUUAAAAUGUUUAUUGGACUCGCAAGAAUUUACCAAGAUUCCUCAUAUUAUAAGUUCUUCAAACAAAACACAGCUGCAAUAGCUAAUAUAGAGUCACUAUGA
Molecule: messenger RNA, 1014 nt
Organism: Trichomonas vaginalis G3
Lineage: Eukaryota; Parabasalia; Trichomonadida; Trichomonadidae
Exons: 1
Coding region: 1-1014 (337 amino acids)
Source: RefSeq, a predicted model, not a curated record